Molecule: messenger RNA, 2247 nt
Organism: Closterium sp. NIES-65
Lineage: Eukaryota; Viridiplantae; Streptophyta; Zygnematophyceae; Desmidiales; Closteriaceae
Source: the annotation of a GenBank genome assembly
AUGUACAACUGGCCGUAUCCCAUUAGUCUGACGAUGAUCCACAUGGCGUUCUGCUCGUCGCUGGCGUUCGUGCUGGUGCGCGUGGUGCGCGUGGUGGAGCCGGUGGCCAUGAGCCUCGAGAUGUACGUCUCGUCCGUGCUGCCCAUCGGCGCGCUCUACGCCAUGAGCCUCUGGUUCUCCAACUCCGCCUACAUCUACCUCUCCGUCUCCUUCAUCCAGAUGCUGAAGGCGCUGAUGCCAGUGGCGGUGUACACGCUGGGAGUGGCGUUUCAGAAGGACGCCUUCCGCUGCUCCACCAUGAGCAACAUGCUGCUCGUGUCGGUGGGAGUGGGCAUAGCCGCGUACGGCGAGGCCAACUUCAACUUCACAGGCGUCCUCCUGCAGCUCGCCGCCGUUGCCUUUGAAGCCACUCGCCUCGUGCUCAUCCAAAUCCUGUUGGCGUCCAAGGGCAUCUCCCUGAACCCCAUCACGAGCCUGUACUACGUGUCCCCCACAUGCCUCAUCUUCCUCACCAUCCCCUGGUUCUUUGUUGAGUACCCCUCCCUCGCCCCGCACCUCGCCGCGCCCCACCCCGACCUGCUGGUGUUUGGGGGCAACUGUGUGUGCGCCUUCGCCCUCAACCUCGCUGUCUUCCUGCUCAUCGGCAAGACGUCAGCGCUCACCAUGAACACACUCUCGUGCUUAAGACCGCGAGCGGGCUCGCCGCCAAAUGCGCAUGCGCUGGCGCUGCUGCCACGUAGACAGUCAGCCUUCGUUUCCCGGCCGUCGUUCCCCGCGUCGUAUCGCAGCGGCCUACAGCGAGUAUGCGCGGAGUCGAGGGGGAGCAGCAGCCACGAGAGUGCGGAGGAGGGGCGAGUAGAGGCGCGGCGAGUAGAACCGGAGGGAAGCACCGCAGGAGAGACUGCGGACACCUCUAUCGCCGAGUCGCGCGGCGUUGAAUCAGCGCCUGCACCGUCCGCCUUGCCAUCACUCCUCCCCGCCUCCACGGCGCUCCUCUCCGCGGCGUUCCUUGCCUUCUUGCCGCUCACAGGCGGCUUCGACCUGUCGGGCCCGGGGUCGGUCGUACAGGCAGUGGGCGUGCUGGCGCUCAUAGUGGCCGUGCACGAGGCGGGCCACUUCCUCGCCGCGCGCUCCCUGGGCGUGCACGUGACGAAAUUCUCCAUCGGCUUCGGCCCUGUGCUCGCCAAGUACCAGGGCAAGGGCAAGGACGGCAGCACCGAGAAGGGCGUGGAGUACGCGCUCAGGGCGUUCCCGCUGGGCGGGUUUGUGGGGUUCCCGGAUGAUGACCCGAGUGAGGAGGCGGUGUACCCGCCUGACGACCCCGACCUGCUCAAGAACCGCCCCAUCGCUGACCGCGCGUUUGUCAUCAGCGCUGGGGUCAUCGCCAACAUCGUCUUUGCCUAUGCGCUGCUCUUCACCCAGGUGAACACAGUGGGCCUGAUCCAGCAGGUAUACCAGCCAGGAGUGAUGAUACCAGACGUGGUGUACGGGUCAGCGGGCGAGCGCGCAGGGCUGCUGCCAGGCGACCUCAUAGUGGCGGCAGAUGGCACACCGCUACAGCCGUCCAGCACCGCCGUCUCCGACCUCGUCAGCUACAUCCGCGCCUCGCCCGGCCGCCCCAUCACCCUCGACGUGCUCCGAUCCGUGCAGGCACCGCCUCUCAGCGGGGGGGUGGAAGGGGAGCUAACAGGUGUGAGUGCGGCAGGAGCAGCAGCGUCAGGGGAGGCUGAGAAGCGGGUUGUGAGCAUCAGGGUGGUGCCAGACGUGUCGUUCCGGGACGGAGGCGGGCGCAUUGGAGUGCAGCUAGCGCCCAACUCCUACCAGGAGCAGGAGCGCGCCGAUAACCUCCUGGACGGCACAGUAGCGGCCGGCAAGGAGUUCGGGCGGCUCAUGGGCGCCGUAGUCGACGGGCUGCAGCAGAUCAUCUUCAACUUCGGUAACACCGCCGACCGCGUGUCAGGCCCCGUGGCCAUUGUGGCAGUGGGGGCUGAGGUUGCUCGCACAAACCUCUCGGGGCUGUUCCAGUUCGCGGCCAUAGUGAAUCUGAAUCUGGCGGUGGUGAACCUGCUGCCGCUGCCAGCGCUGGACGGGGGGUACCUGGCGCUGCUGGCGGUGGAGGCGGUGCGGGGGGGCAAGAAGAUCCCCGUGGAUGUGGAGCGCGGCAUCAUGUCGUCGGGGUUCCUGGCUCUGCUGGGUGCUGGCAUCUUCCUCAUCGUUAAGGAUACCAUAAACCUCGGCUUCUUGUGA